Molecule: messenger RNA, 3266 nt
Organism: Monopterus albus (swamp eel)
Lineage: Eukaryota; Metazoa; Chordata; Actinopteri; Synbranchiformes; Synbranchidae
Gene: parga
Product: poly (ADP-ribose) glycohydrolase a
Exons: 18
Coding region: 286-2577 (763 amino acids)
Biological process (GO): ATP generation from poly-ADP-D-ribose; carbohydrate metabolic process; regulation of DNA repair
Cellular component (GO): cytoplasm; nucleus
Molecular function (GO): poly(ADP-ribose) glycohydrolase activity
Source: RefSeq, a predicted model, not a curated record
AAUAAACUGUAAGGCUGGUUUGUCAGCUAGCUAGUCAGUAGCUUUGUGGAGCUUGACAGCAGCAGUUUUUCUCCCAGAUGUGUUGGCUGCUGAGCGUAUGUUUGUACAAAAUGCAACUGAUACCGUAGCAAGAUGCUGAAACACUUUGACAGGGACUCGCUUCGCGAGUUUCCCAGCUUCAUGACCCGAAAAUGUUAUUCUUCACCUGAGGUUCAGUGACACCAGAAAACGACUAUAUAGUCCAUACACAGCUACUGUUGACUCAUCUUGUCUGACUGGUUAAAGAUGGAUGAAGUAAUGGAUUCUCAAAGUGUGACUCCUGAAGUCAAGUCAGAGGAUGUAAAGAGUGAUUCUCCAAAAACAAACUUGUCAGAUGGAGAAGAUGAACUCUUUAGUCGACCACAAAAGUCUGACACUACAAAAGAUGUAGUACUAACAGAGGACACACAAGAUGACAUAGUAUCUCUACAUUCAAUGGACGUUGGGUCUGCAGGUGGGCUGGAUGAAUCUGACCCUGCUGGCAGCAGAAGUAACACAGCUCAAACACACUGUUCUAAUGGGCAGAAAUCUAAGAGGCCUAGUUCACCUGGUCCCCACCGUGUUAAAGCAACCUGUGUUGAUGGAAACGUUACUCAACCCCUCUGUCUUACUAAUAGUAAUAGUCCCAUGAAGGAUGCAAGUAUAUCCAGUGAUGUAGAGAUGCUGAGUCCCGACAGUCAGCAGCCGAUGGUCACCAGCAGUUCUUCAGAAAAAGUUCAUGACAGCAGUGUUUGCUCAGAGAUCUCUGGCAUUGCAAAGGCUCAGGAAUCUCACGGGUUUGUCAAUGACUGUGAGUCUGGGGGUUUGGCCCAAGAAAGAGCCCAUCAGGUUGCCGUGGGGACUGGUGAUGCUGAGAUAGCUGAGUGCAGUGGCCCAGGUGAUGGGAGCCAGGACUCAAUUGGAAGCCAUGCUUCAUUCAUAUUGCAUAACAUGGACAAAGGUUGGCUGGGGACACCCAUAGAUGAACUGAACCGAAUGCCUCAGUGUGCCCCUCCUUUGUUUCACUUGAAAGUAGCGCAUGAUCACACAAUCACAGUCAGGACAGACCUCCUCAGAGAAGGAGAGGUUCCUGUUCCAUACCCUAGCAAGUUCAAAGACGCAUGGGAUGAUGUGUCAGUGAAGAUGCCCUGCUCUGAGAAGAAUUUGUUUCCUAUGGAGGCUGAGAAUGGAAGUGGUCUCCAGAGCCGGUGGGAGCUCAUCCAAACUGCCUUGAAGGGAGGGUUCAAAUGUUUUCUGGAUGUUAGGGAUGCAAUAUUGAGAUACAACAUAGCCCAUGCAAAACGAUGGGACUUCACUGCCUUGAACCUUCUUUGCACAGAGUAUCUUGAGCACUGCGAAGUGCAGUACUUGCUUGAGAAUAUACUACCAGCCAUGGUCGACCUGGCACUCAGUGCUCCUCGCCUCUGCACGAUGCCAAUUCCCUUACUGAAGUCAAGGAUGAACCAUUCCCUGACUCUAUCUCAGGAGCAAAUAGCUUGUCUUCUGGCAAACGCCUUCUUCUGCACAUUCCCCCGACGCAACUCACGCAAGUCAGAGUAUGGCAAUUAUCCUGAAAUCAACUUCUGCAGGUUAUUUGAAGGUUCUUCACCAAGAAAAAUUGAGAAAUUGAAAACUCUGCUGUGUUACUUCAGGAGAGUUACACAAAACAUGCCCAAGGGUCUUGUUACAUUCAAAAGACAAGUACUGAACAAUCCUCCAAACUGGGAAAGCUCCCAGACUCAGCUGACACGCCUACAUAUCACUUCCAAGGGGACAAUUGAGGAGGAUGGAUAUGGGAUGCUGCAGGUGGACUUUGCGAAUAUGUUUGUCGGUGGAGGAGUGACAGGACAUGGAUUAGUCCAGGAAGAAAUCAGAUUCCUGAUCAACCCUGAACUCAUUGUCUCUCGCCUCUUCACUGAAGCUUUGGACUACAAUGAAUGCCUCAUCAUCACGGGCACCGAACAGUACAGUAAAUAUUCGGGUUACAGUGAGAGUUUCAAAUGGAAACACAGCUACAAGGAUGAGACUCCAAGGGAUGAAUGGCAGAGACGAUGCACAGAGAUUGUGGCCAUUGAUGCUCUUAGGUUCAGGAACUUCUUAGAGCAGUUUCUCCCAGAGAAGAUCAUCAGAGAACUCAACAAGGCGUACUGUGGAUUCUUCCGAAAUGGCACCAAUAGAGAGCACCUCUCUGCAGUAGCCACGGGCAACUGGGGCUGUGGAGUUUUUGGUGGAGACACACGGCUCAAAGCAUUGAUCCAGUUGAUGGCUGCAGCAGAGGCGGGGAGAGACUUGGCGUACUUCACAUUUGGAGAUAUGCAGCUCAUGAGAGAUGUUUGUGAAAUGCACGCUUUUCUCACCGAGAAACAAGUCACUGUUGGGCGGCUGUACGGCCUUUUAAACCAGUACUCCAGUGCGGUGUGUAAGAAUUGCCACACGACUCGGCCUGAUGUCACUCUCUACAGUUUCAUCUAUGAGAAGCUUUCUUCCCGAACACCCACCAAUGUCCUGGACUCUGCCAAGGAUUCUGGGAUGUCUCCUAUAACAUCAGACUCUCAUUAACACUGGGGGAGCUGCAACUUAACGUCCCUUCCCCUGUCUCUUUGUGUAAGAGAGACUCCAGGUUCACAAACCCGAUUUUCUGUCAGUCUCGUGCUUACAACCACCCUUUUCUCUCACACACUCCCUUUAGGUUUGUGAUGCCAGCACACAAACUACCAAAACACAGUUUUGCCUUUCAUGCUGGUGGUAUUAUAGGAGCCUCAUAGUACAUCACCAAAUGUGGUGAAAUGUUUCAGAGACUUAUAGCAAUAGUAAAUCCUGGUUGCUGUUAGGCCUUUCUAUAGUCUAAAUGUGAUGUGGAAUUCUUUGUUUUUACAUAUUAAUUACAAAUUUGGCCAAAUAUUCAUCAUAUGCAUGGUUGUGGACAUUUCACUAUUGAUAAUCCAUGACAUGGCAUUUGUCAUGUCUUAUAUUGUGUUUGCUACUUUUUUGGAUUGACUUGUCCUCUCUAUUUACCAUGUCCAGGCUGGGGAGAGGUUCUUGAAUGCAGAGAGGUGAAGAGAUGCCAUACUGUAGUCUAUGCAUGGGAAACAUUUAUUUAUCAAAUAUUUUACAGAUAUAUGCUGCUCUUUCAUAUCCUCUAGGAUGUCGAAGUUUAACACACAUUGUCCUUAAGGCUUAUUUUUUAAUAUGAGUCAACGCAGUCAAUAAAAUGAUCACUAGUAUGAGAGUCAUCUCAGAUGAAACAA